AUCGGUCGCCUCCGCAAUGCUUCCGUGAGCGUCGCGGAUCAGCUACUCAACUCGAACCCCCAACUGGGCAUGUGGCGAGCGACUGGCACUGCCAUUGCCCAUGCACCCAACCUCACCGACUUGCGCACACCAGAAACCGGCGGCGAGAAGAUUGUCUUUGACAAGGAUGGUCACAGUGCCCGUGUCCCGGAGCUCGACGAGGGCAAAGAAGAGUUUGCAGAACGCAUGCAACGCAUUCAGAGCAAAAGCACCAUUUCGCCCUCGGUAUCGAAAGCGGCGGGUGAUGGUUCCAUGUCUUCGAAUACUCAGCAACACGCAACUGUCCCGCCCAAAGCAAAAGUGCCAUGGACUGUCGCAAUCAAGCAUGGAUUUGCUGCCGCCGCCAAGUUCAUCUUGACGCCGACGGGCUUCUUAAUCACCGUCUACGGCUUGAAUGUCGUAGCCUGGGGUGCAAUGCUCUUCUUCCUGCUGCUCCACGCAGCUCCCGCCAUGAAUCACCCAGACAACGGCGAUGCCGACUCGUCACCACGCAAAAUCUGGCUCGAGAUCGACUCUCAGAUCCUCAAUGCUCUGUUCUGUCUGACAGCAUUCGGACUGGCUCCUUGGCGCUUCAGAGACCUCUACUGGGUAGCCUGUUGGAGGCUAGGCACAGGCCCAGAGCACGGUCACGGUGCGCUGAAAAAGCUGGCCAAGCGUAACAACGACUGGUUCAGAAUGGGCGGCAGACACGGCGAAGAACAUCUCGAAGAUGCAAGAAUCACAUUCACAGGCAACCACGCUCCUCCGACCAAGUCCUGGAAACUCGAUCUCAUGGUGUGGCUGACGGCGUUCAACACUUUCUUCCAGGUCGGCAUGGCUUUCUUCAUGUGGCACUGGAACCGCAUAGACCGUCCAGGGUGGGGAACAGGCACAUUCAUCGGACUCGGGUGUGGUGUCAGUCUGGGUGCAGGUGUGCUCGCUUGGUGGGAAGGAAGGAAGAUCAAGUUGAUCGAGGGUCCCAAGGUGUUA
Messenger RNA from Aureobasidium namibiae CBS 147.97, 1008 nucleotides. RefSeq lists its product as uncharacterized. The transcript has a single exon. NCBI's taxonomy places the organism in Eukaryota, Fungi, Ascomycota, Dothideomycetes, Dothideales, Saccotheciaceae. The record is from RefSeq and is a predicted model, not a curated record. The annotation marks the transcript as partial.